This is a messenger RNA of Cinara cedri, 6021 nucleotides long. The record is from the annotation of a GenBank genome assembly. NCBI's taxonomy places the organism in Eukaryota, Metazoa, Arthropoda, Insecta, Hemiptera, Aphididae.
CUUGAGGGAACGAUAAUUCAUUAUUUAAUUUCAUUCAAACUUAACUUUAAUUUCAGUCUCAAAUUAUCUAUUAUAAACAUAACUACUGUCUUAAUAUCUACUGCAGACAUGCAGUUUGUUAAUUUAAUUAUCGCCUCAACCAUCUGUCUUUCAGCCCUAUCAAUUUAUAGACUUGUAAAUGCCUGUAAGUAUCCAACUAUAUUUAAUUUUUUACCAAUAUUUAUAUUUUUACAAAGCACUUAAUGAGAAAAUAUUAGGUAUUAAUACAACGUCGAUCUAAUCAUGUCGUCGGAUGAUUAUUUAAAACAUUAAUUACUAAAAAUCCAAAAUGCGUCUACAUAAACAUAAAUACAUAAAAAAAAAAAAAAAAAUUUAAAAACAACUUGUCUGCUUAAAUAACUGAUUAAAAAAGGGAAUUACAGAAAAUUACAGUUAUUUAAAUACUGUAAUUACUGACUAUUCAAUACAUUUUAACGGUUGUACGAACUAUUUAAAAUCAUACUCGCUUAAAACUAAAGAUAGUUAUUGUAUAAUAUUUCUCGAAUUAUUGUUUUCAGAUCCUCAAGGCACAAAGACACGGCCCACAAUUGAACCGAUAACCGAGACAUGUUUGAGAUGUAUUUGCGAAGCCACAUCAUCAUGUGACCUGAAACUAAAGUGUGACGAAAACGUAGACGGAGACCGAGACGUUUGUGGACCGUUCCGUAUUACGCAGCAGGAUUGGAUCUUUGGGAACUCACCAGUUUUGAAAGAAGAAGAUCGUAAUUUGACAGACAGACUCGGUAAAAUUUUAAAAUAAAACCUGUACGAUUAGUGCUAAUAGUUAUAAAGUUUCAACACGUGUAUAUAUAGGAUCGUAAAAAUGUAAUAUGUUAUUCCAAAAAAAAUUGAUUCUAAUUUCGAUAGGUAAAACUAAAUUAUCCAAUUUAUAACCGCGUGUAACACAUACUUAAAGGUUAAAAAGGGGGAAGGUAUUCCACUUUAUUUUGUAGGUAAGAUCUUGGUAUUUCGCAUGUGUGUGCAAUUAAUUUUAUAACACUUAUAAUAAGUCUAUAGAGUAUUUACUGAUGUGUAAUACAAAACAAUAAAUAAUUAUUUGUGUACGCCUCCUUUCAUAUUUUUUUCAGUAAAUUCCGAAUAUCCCGCGAAACUUUCUAACUUCAUUAGAAGGCGUUUAUUGUAACAAUAUAACUAACUGCUUUUCAAAUACAUUUUUUGAUAUUAAAAUUAAGUAUAAAUUAAUUAUUUAUUUAAAGUAACAAUCUAUUAUAAAAUGAAAUUAAAAUUAACUACAUGCAAUUUGAAGAAAUUGCAUAUAAUAUUUUAAAUAUGUACACAUAUACCACACACACACACUUUUAUAUGCUUAACGCACAUUUUAUUUUAUAUCUUGAUUGUAGUUUAAUAUAAACAGCAAAGUUACGGAUACCAAUAAUAUGUUGUGGUGCGUUUUCAGCAUUCUGGAGGUGUGCCAACGACUUGAAUUGUUCUAAAGAAGCCACCAAACAUUAUGUGACCAGAUACGCUCAGGUAAACUAUAUACAUAGCGAUCAACCCUCGAUAAGAUCCUCAUUAUCUUGGAAAGUAUAUACUCUUUCGGAAUUAUUAUUUUUUUUAAGAGUUUACGAAACAAGUAACUCUAAAUUUAACAUUUGAAUUAUAUUUUGUCAACCUUAUUUUAAGGGAUGAAACAAAUCUACACUUUUUAUUUUAGUUAAAAUACAUUUUGGUGUUGACAUAUUUAAUUUCCGUCAGCCUGUUGAUAGUAUAUUUCACUUUUAAGUUCAGGUAGGGGGAGAUUACUGUAGUACUAUUCAAAUUAUUUGUACAGUUUAGCUUUAGAAAUUAUGCUCAGUUACCACUCUCAUCCUAUAAAAAAUUUAAAAGUGGAAUAUCUCACAAACGAAUUUCAACACCAAUAAUGUAUCUAAAACGUCAUAUAUUUAUGGGAUUUUAAACAUGUGAUGUUAUUAAAAAUAGCAUACGAGAUUUUAAAAGUACUAGUCCCUUAAGUUGUCAAAAAAAAAUUUGCCGUUUUCAGAUUCUAUAAUAUUAUAUAAGCACACACAAAGAAAAGAACUGACACUGGGUUCCUCUGUUGUAUUUAGGAAGUUGGGAAGGUAGGAUAAAUAAAGUUAUUUAAUUUAUACCAGUAAGUAAUGAUAAACCAUUAAUAACGAAAAAUGAUUCGGAACGAAGUUCGAUUAUACUUGUUUUGAAAGGCCGUAAUAAAUACUAUUUUUGUCAUAAUUUAAUUUAAUAACUCGUGUAAGAAAAACAAAAUACUACAUUACAUUCAUUUUUUUACUGAUAUGUGAGACUUUUAAUGAACCUUCAGUCAAAUUAUCAAGCAUUUUUGUUUAGUCAAACAAUUUUGUCAACGGACUACCUACCAAAUAAAAAUGACGGUAAAAACUUAUAAAAUGUCUAUAAAUAUCUCAAAAAUGGCACAAAUGUUUUUAAAAAUUUUCCAAGUCUAAAAAAACAAAUAUAAAUUUCAUGUCAAAAUUUGAAGUAUAAGAAUAUUUUUAACUGAAUUAAACAAAAAAAAAAAUGAAAAUAAUAAAAGAAUUAUUUUCGUAAAUAUUCCCGUUCUUUCUAAGUUUUUUUCUGGUGUUUCUCAAUUAUUAUGAAAACUACUUGGAAAAUCAAAAACCGAAUGACUUAAUAAAUAAAUUAAAAAUACAAAAAAAACGGUUUCUUAUUGUCUUUUUACCGGAACAACAUUUUUGAUAAAAAACAUAAACUAUACAAAUUGAAAAUAAAGGAAUCUUAACGCCGUAGAUUUGUAAGUUUUCAUUUAGUUUUUUUGGUUUUCAUUAAUUAUUAUAAAAAAUAAACUUAAGGUAUUAAAAAUGACUUUUCUGUCAAAGGCUAUUUAUUAAAAAGAAACAAAAUCAGUAUAUUGUCAUUUUUCGUUCGGAGCAAUAUUUCUGAUAGAAAACAUAGUUUUGAAAAAUUAAAAUCAAUAAAAUCGGUAUCGCCGUUAAUAUUUGUCAUUUUACCUAUAAUUUUCUUUCUUGUUUUUCCCAAUUAUUUAAAAUAAAAAUUACUUGGAAAAUCAAAAUAUGACCACUCUACUGCACCAAUUUGAAAAAUCUACCUUUUAGAAAAUAAAAACCAUAACUAAAAUUUAUAAAUCACUACGAUCUGAAUAUUAAAAAAUUCCGAAAAUGUAAGUACUUUUCGAGAUAUUAAGAUAAUGUACUAUCGAGAAUUCAUCACACUAAAACGCGUACGAGAUUCGAAAUCUUCAUUGAUUAAUUCAUUCAUUUUUUGUACUUUAUUGUAAAUUAAAGGACUGUAACAACGACGGAGUCAUUAAUUGCUUAGAUUAUGCGUCCAUUCACAAAUUCGGUAUGGCAAGUUGCGAAAUUCCGUUAGACAAUGGGUAUAAGGAUAAAUACGAUGAAUGCUACAAGAAUAGAAAUAAUCGGCAAGAUGACGUCCAAGCGAAAAUGAUCAUUCCGCUGAACAAUAUGAACACAAAGAGGAAUAAUAGUGCAGAUUCAUUGAUUUUGGAAAAAGUGAUAAAUCAGCUAGUGGCAGAAAAGAUUUCAGGGGAGGGGAAUGUGAAGAAGAAUAUAGAAAAUAACAAAAACAAAGAUAAGAAUGAGAACAAGGAUAAGGAAAAAAACAAAGAUAUGGAUGAUGAGAGUACAGAGAAGGAUAUUAGUGUAUAUUCAAGAGAAUAUUUUUUGAAUUUAAAAAAGAAUAGAAAUCAGUCAGAGAGAAAGAACAUUCCAGGGGAGAUAAAUGCGAACAACGAUGAUUACAAGAACGAAGAUAAGAAUGCGAACAAGAAUAAGGACAAAGACGAGAAUAAAGAUGAUGAGGGUUCAAAAAAAUAUAUAAAGGCAUAUUCGGAAGAAUAUUACUUGAAAUUCAGAAUAUUGAUAAAUAAGUCAAUGGAAGAGAAAAUUUCAAAUGAAGAGAAUAAGGGCAAGAAUUUGAAAGAUGAUGGGAAUGAGAAAGAUGAUGAUGAUGAUGAAGAUGAAAAUGGGGAUGUAAACGAUGAUGAGGAUAAGAAAAACGACAAGGAUGUGAACGAGGACGAUGUUAAGGAUGAGGAAGAUAAUGAUGAAGAUGAGAAUGGGGAUGAAGAUGAUGAUGACGAGGAUGAGGACGAUAAUGAAGAUGAAGACGAUGAUGAUGAUGAUGAUGAUGAUGAAAAUGAUGAUGAAGAAGAUGAUGAGGAUGAAGAUGUUAAAGAUAAGGAUAAAGACAAGGAUAAGGACAAGAAUGAAGACAAAGAUAUGAACGAGGAUGAGGACGAUGAUGAUGAUGAUGAUGAUUAUGAUGAAGAUGAUGAUGAGGAAGAUGAUGAUGGCGAGGAUGAGGACGAUAAUGAAGAUGAAGACGAUGAUGAUGAUGAUGAUGAUGAAAAUGAUGAUGAAGAAGAUGAUGAGGAUGAAGAUGUUAAAGAUAAGGAUAAAAACAAGGAUAAGGACAAGAAUGAAGACAAAGAUAUGAACGAGGAUGAGGACGGUGAUGAUGAUGAUGAUGAUGAUUAUGAUGAAGAUGAUGAUGAGGAAGAUGAUGAUGACGAGGAUGAGGAUGAAGAAUAUGAUUAUGACGAGGAUGAUAAAGAUAAGGAUGAGGACAAUGGCGAGGGAAAGUAUGAGGAAAAGAGAAUUUCCUAUUAGGAAUAUUAUGCAAAGUAAUAUGAAUAUGAUUCAAAUAGUAUGAAUUUAAAUUGUCAUGAACGUUUUGGUAACAUGUUUGGAACAAAAAAAUAAUAAAGAGUGAUUAUAACGAUUUGUGAAAUAACAAUAUGGAUAAAAAUACUCCCUCACUUCCCCCAUGUGAAUACGCCCAUAGUAUUAGUAGAACAUACCUGUGUUAUAAAGAUAAUUUAAAUAAUUCAUUAUAAUAUUAUUAUAUAACUCUACAAAUAACUACAAGAUUAAUAAAUUAACAUUUCUUUUUGUUUCCUCGAAAAUGUAUUAGCCUUCCUAUUUUGUCUUAUAAAAUUACAUCCUAUUUCAUUUUCUUGAUUAGUAUUUUUAUCAAUUAAAUUGAGAAGUUAAAGUUAUCUUAAAGUAUUAUUUAUAUUAUAUUUAUAUUAAGUCCUUUAGUUUUCAUAAUUUUGUUUCUGGAGGGUAUGUAUCUACUAUGUUUUAAAUUGGGAAAUGUUAAAUGUUAUUCUUUAUUCAAAAUUUUAAUCUGUUUCUGUUUUUCUUUGUUUACAUUUAAUAGUAUUUAAAUACUAUUCAAUAUAUAUUUAUAUAUUAUAUUUGAAAGUAGGUUUUAUUCUUUAAUAAAAAAAAAUUGGAAUUGCAAGUUUUUUUAAAGACCAUUUGGAUCUAUCUAAAACAUGAUGCCUCAAUCGGUUGCAUCUUAGUAUUCCACCAUGCCAUACGAUCUUAAAUUUUCCCUUAAUCUGUCCAAUCGUCUUUGAGAUGCAAUCUUGGAAAUUGAUUAUCAUGUCCUCAUCUCGAUAUUCGUCUAAGUAAUCCUUCCGGUACAUACAUUGGUAAAUUAUAACAAUAAAAUAAUUUAAUAUACGAAUUACGAAUGUUAGGUAGGUAUAGAUUAAGUGUUUAUUUUCUUCAAUUACAGGUAGGUAUUAUUUAUAAGUCAUAAAUUAUUUUGUUAACCUUUCAAUAUCAGCUUACGUCAAACCUACAUUAAAAUUUAAUUAUUUACUGUGAAAUUUAUGAACCUGAAUGUAAAUGUCGUACUUAUCGAUUGCAUAUAAAAUCACCGUGUCCAAUUCCGAUUUAAUUGAUAAAAUUGUAAAAAUAGAAAAAAAAAUCAUUGACAACGAAUCAACGUAAGUUCAAUACGAUAAUAUAUGAAAUGGCAGUAAUUUCGCUAUUUACUUCCUGUACAUAUGCAUAGAACUGUAAUAUAGGAUAUCAUAGUGAAGCCAAAAACUUGUUUUUCUAUAAGUCGGUUUGGUUUCGUGGUGAAAUAAAUUGAUAGUUGUUGAUACAAUGACACGUACUUAUAAAACAUAGAAAACGGAAUAUUAAAUAAUGCGAUUUAAAUAAAAUAUUAUACCGAUGUGAUGUUUAU